UUCACCGUACUCAUGGCUGCUUGCGCUUCCAACAAGGGAUCUGAGCGUAAUGUCUUCGUCUGCGUAGAGAAGCUGCUGGAGAAAGGAGCCGACGUAAACACCUUCGACAAACACAAGAUGACGCCACUGAUGUACGCGGCGCGGCAAGGCUGGGUCUCCAUCGUGAAGAUGCUGCUCGACCACAUCGCGAAUCCCAAUCUACAGGACGUGCGCGGAUGGACGGUGUUACACUGGGCAGCAAGCCGCGGUCACAUUCUCACGACAAAGGCCUUCGUAGAAGCAGGAGCUGAUACCGGCAGCUAUCGCGCGCGUUCGAUGGCAGAAAGCAGUAGAUAUAGCCUACGCACUAGAACUAGCACCAUAUAGUGGUUUACUACACGUCACAUGGCAGCGACAUCACCGUGGCAACGUUCGCUCAACCAGACGGAAUCCAAAUCAUGAUCCAGGAGCCGAGUCCCGAUCGUGAGACCCCCGCCACGCCCCUCCCUCCCCCCGCCUUC
Molecule: messenger RNA, 500 nt
Organism: Priapulus caudatus
Lineage: Eukaryota; Metazoa; Priapulida; Priapulimorpha; Priapulimorphida; Priapulidae
Product: ankyrin repeat, SAM and basic leucine zipper domain-containing protein 1-like
Exons: 5
Coding region: 13-366 (117 amino acids)
Molecular function (GO): protein binding
Source: RefSeq, a predicted model, not a curated record